This is a messenger RNA of Tinamus guttatus (white-throated tinamou), 1543 nucleotides long. RefSeq names its product tubulin alpha-2 chain. Gene Ontology annotation, biological process: microtubule-based process. NCBI's taxonomy places the organism in Eukaryota, Metazoa, Chordata, Aves, Tinamiformes, Tinamidae. Gene Ontology annotation, cellular component: microtubule. Gene Ontology annotation, molecular function: structural constituent of cytoskeleton; GTP binding. The record is from RefSeq and is a predicted model, not a curated record.
GCCCUGCCUCCUUCCACCAGGCUGCUUAGAGCAAAACAGCAGAAGAAACAUCAGUAACUAAAGCUGCUGCUUGAAAUUGAGGCGGGAAGCGAGCACCACAGGAGACAACAUGCGUGAGUGCAUCUCUGUUCACGUUGGUCAAGCUGGAGUUCAGAUUGGCAAUGCGUGUUGGGAACUCUUCUGCCUUGAACACGGCAUCCAGCCCGACGGCACCUUCAAGGACCAACCCAGCGAUGAUGACUCUUUUGCAACAUUUUUCAGAGAGACAAGCACUAGAAAAUAUGUGCCACGGGCUAUUAUGGUGGACCUGGAACAAACUGUAGUAGAUGAGGUGCGGACUGGCACCUAUCGUCAGCUUUUCCAUCCAGAACAGCUGAUCACUGGAAAGGAAGAUGCAGCAAACAACUAUGCCCGUGGCCACUACUCCAUUGGAAAAGACAAAAUUGACAUGGCAUUAGAUCGUAUACGCAAGCUGGCUGAUGCCUGCUCAGGGCUACAGGGAUUCCUGAUUUUCCACAGUUUUGGCGGGGGCACUGGCUCUGGUUUUACCUCCUUACUGAUGGAACGCCUCUCUCUGGACUAUGGAAAGAAGUCCAAGCUAGAGUUUGCCAUCUACCCAGCUCCCCAGGUCUCCACUGCUGUCGUGGAGCCCUACAAUUCCAUUCUGACCACACACACCACCCUGGAGCACUCAGACUGCGCCUUCAUGGUUGAUAAUGAAGCCAUCUAUGAUAUCUGCCGCCAAAACUUGGACAUUGAGCGCCCAACUUACACCAACCUCAACCGCCUCAUCAGCCAGAUUGUCUCCUCCAUCACCGCCUCGCUGCGCUUCGAUGGGGCCCUCAACGUGGACCUCACCGAGUUCCAGACAAACCUGGUGCCCUACCCGCGCAUCCACUUCCCCUUAGUGACCUACGCCCCCAUCAUCUCUUCUGAGAGAGCCUAUCACGAGCAGCUCUCGGUGGCAGAAAUCACCAGCUCCUGCUUCGAGCCCAACAACCAGAUGGUGAAGUGUGACCCGCGGCACGGCAAGUACAUGGCUUGCUGCAUGCUCUAUCGUGGCGACGUGGUUCCCAAGGACGUCAACGUAGCAAUUGCUGCCAUCAAGACCAAGAGAGCUAUCCAGUUUGUGGACUGGUGUCCAACAGGCUUCAAGGUUGGGAUUAACUACCAGCCUCCCACAGUUACCCCAGGAGGAGAUCUGGCCCAGGUUCAGCGAGCAGUCUGCAUGCUGAGCAACACCACAGCUAUUGCAGAAGCUUGGGCAAGGCUUGACCACAAGUUUGACCUGAUGUACGCCAAGAGAGCCUUUGUGCACUGGUAUGUGGGGGAAGGCAUGGAAGAAGGAGAAUUUGCAGAGGCCCGGGAAGACCUAUCUGCCCUGGAGAAGGACUAUGAGGAAGUGGCAACUGACUCCUUUGAAGAUGAAAAUGAUGGGGGGGAAUCUUAAAAAUCUUAAAAUUCACUUUGCCCUCUUCUGUGCAUAAGAUUGCCUCUAUGUCUCUUUAUUUCACAUGGCUGUAUUUUCCCAUGUUUCAUACAC